UUUACUGUCACCGAGCAAAAAUGCAGACCAGCAACGACAGCAUUGGAGAACUCCUAACGUUAGUGAAGUAACUCAAAAGCAGCACCAACAAGGGGUGUAAAAUCAAGAGAGCUGAAAGAAAUACUGGGAUACUAACUGCACAGUGAUAUGGCUAAACUCCUACCUGGACUACUAGUCUCUCUGAUGGCACUGCAGACCCUUCAGGAAGAUGGGAGAGAUGCCAAAAUCAGAAGAAAAAUUCCACCUGGUCUUGGUCCAAAAACAUUCAAUGGGACUCCACAAAAAUCCAACCACACAAACCAGCCGCCAGCCCUGCUGCAGCCCAACACAAAAUCUCCACGGCUUCAUGUGCGCCCAGAGGAUCCUGCGGCAGCCUACACCUCAGGGGUCCUCAGCACCCGGGUCAUCCCCUCAUUCUACACCCUGGCCAUGGCAGUGGGAAUCCCCUCCAAUGUCUAUAUCCUGGCCUUCCUGAAAGUCCGAGCCAAGUCCCUGUCCACAGCAGUGCUUUACCUCAGCCUGGCUUUAUCAGACCUACUGCUCCUGCUCUCCUUGGCGCUACGGGUUCACUACCACCUCAGUGGAAACAACUGGAUAUUCGGGGAAAUGGCCUGCCGAAUUGUCACCGCCUUUUUCUAUGGCAACGUCUACUGUUCAGCUCACACUAUUGCAUGCAUCAGUCUGAAGCGCUACCUGGCCGUGGUCAGGCCGUUCCUGUAUAGGCGUCUGCCAAAGAUGACACUGGCAGUGGUGACUUGCCUGGGCGUGUGGGCCCUGUUUGGUGCAGCUGUAGUGCCAGAGCUCCUGGUCAGGCAGAGCUACCACCUGCCCCAGCUGGGAGUCACCACCUGCCAUGAUGUACUUCCUCUAGAAGAAACCUCCCAUGCUCUGCUGAUACCAUACAGGCUGAUACUGGUGUGUCUAGGCUUUGUAGUGCCCUUCCUUACUUGUAUUUGUGCUCAUGUGGCAGUAGUCUACCACCUGGGGAGAUCUGGGUGCAACUGGAGACCUUUUGUUAGAGUCACCACUCUGGUUCUCCUUAUCUUCAUGGUAUGUUUCUCCCCAAGUGGCAUUCUGCACAUCGCCCAUUACAUAUGCCUCUUUUCCAGCGGGGACGACAGGCUAUAUGGAUACUACAGAGUAGCGGUGUGUCUGUGCUGCUUCCACAGCUGUCUGGAUCCCUUCCUGUGUGUGCUCAUGUCUAAGACAGCCGCCUCGAAACUGCAAUUCAUUUCCCUCCGCAGGACACCUCAGAGACUGCCUGUUAUCAUCCAAAACUGAAUGUGUGUUUGUGUGUGCUUGUGCGUCAUACUGUAAAUACCUCAACAUGGAACAGACUGUUGGAGCACAGCAGGAGAGCAAAGGACCAGGAACAAAGUUAUAAGAGGAACUUUUGCCAUUGGCAAGUUGAUACCAAAUCUUUGUCAACUCAACAGCAGUUUCUAUUUGCUCCUGAAAAACAGUCUCUGUGAUAGAGCCAUUUGUUCAUGUAGUGUCAGAAAAAGAAAUAUCCAGACUCUGUGGAAC
This is a messenger RNA of Myripristis murdjan (pinecone soldierfish), 1527 nucleotides long. It is a transcript of the gene f2rl2, whose product is annotated as coagulation factor II (thrombin) receptor-like 2. Gene Ontology annotation, biological process: blood coagulation; thrombin-activated receptor signaling pathway; phospholipase C-activating G protein-coupled receptor signaling pathway. The transcript is spliced from 2 exons. NCBI's taxonomy places the organism in Eukaryota, Metazoa, Chordata, Actinopteri, Holocentriformes, Holocentridae. Gene Ontology annotation, molecular function: thrombin-activated receptor activity. The coding region runs from base 148 to 1281 and encodes 377 amino acids. Gene Ontology annotation, cellular component: plasma membrane. The record is from RefSeq and is a predicted model, not a curated record.